This is a messenger RNA of Scomber japonicus (chub mackerel), 5051 nucleotides long. It is a transcript of the gene myo1ea, whose product is annotated as myosin IEa. Lineage: Eukaryota; Metazoa; Chordata; Actinopteri; Scombriformes; Scombridae. The record is from RefSeq and is a predicted model, not a curated record. Gene Ontology annotation, molecular function: actin filament binding; ATP binding; microfilament motor activity. Bases 215 to 3574 code for a protein of 1119 amino acids. Gene Ontology annotation, biological process: actin filament organization; vesicle transport along actin filament. Gene Ontology annotation, cellular component: myosin complex; cytoplasm; microvillus. The transcript has 29 exons.
CUCGGGACUGUCUACACAAUGGACGGAGAACACCGCUGAGGAGUCGCAUCCACGCUUUCUGGAGCCUGUCGGGAAUAUCAUCCGUAAACUUGGAUUUUGUUCUCUGCUUUUACCUUGAUCAAGUAGACUUUUUGACUCACUUUUAACUUCACUCAGGUUCGCACAAAUAUUGGAUCGCGUGGAAUAAGAGAGAGAGAAGACUGUUGUGUUGAAGAUGGGGAGCCGGGGGCACUACCGGUACCACUGGCAGAGCCACAAUGUCAAACACAGCGGCGUGGAUGACAUGGUGUUGCUCACCAAGAUCAAUGAGGACGCCAUCGUGGACAACCUCAAGAAGAGAUACAUGGAUGACUACAUCUUUACAUACAUUGGUCCUGUGCUCAUCUCUGUCAACCCGUUCAAGCAGAUGCCGUACUUCGGUGAAAAAGAAGUUGAGCUGUAUCAGGGCGCUGCUCAGUAUGAGAACCCUCCUCACAUCUACGCUCUGGCCGAUAAUAUGUACAGAAAUAUGAUGAUUGACCGUGAAAACCAGUGUGUCAUCAUCAGUGGAGAAAGCGGAGCAGGCAAGACUGUGGCAGCCAAAUAUAUCAUGGGCUACAUCUCCAAAGUGUCAGGAGGCGGACCCAGAGUACAGCACGUCAAAGACAUCAUCCUACAGUCCAACCCACUGCUAGAGGCUUUCGGCAAUGCAAAGACAGUGAGGAACAACAACUCCAGCAGAUUUGGGAAAUACUUUGAGAUCCAGUUCAGCUCUGGUGGUGAACCAGACGGAGGGAAAAUCUCCAACUUCCUUCUGGAGAAGUCACGUGUCGUUAUGAGGAAUCCUGGAGAGAGGAGUUUCCAUAUAUUCUAUCAGUUGAUAGAAGGAGCCAGUGGAGAGCAGAAGAGCAGCCUGGGAAUCACAAGCCUGGAUUACUACACCUACCUCAAUCAGUCUGGCUCUUACAAAGUGGAUGACAUCAAUGACAAAAGUGACUUCCAGGAGACAGUGCAUGCCAUGGAGGUGAUUGGCAUCUCAGCGGAGGACCGUGCCAUGGUGCUUCAGAUAGUGGCCGGAGUCCUACAUCUGGGAAACAUCAGUUUCAAGGAAGCAGGCAACUACGCAGCUGUGGAGAGUGAAGAGUUUCUAGCCUUUCCUGCGUUUUUGCUCGGAAUUGACCAAAACCGUCUGAAAGAGAAACUGACCAGCCGCAAGAUGGACAGCAAAUGGGGAAAUGCGGUGGAGUCUAUUGACGUGACACUGAACGUGGAGCAAGCGUGUUAUACUCGUGACGCCCUCUCCAAAGCCCUUCAUGCACGUGUGUUUGACUACCUGGUUGAGUCAAUCAACAAAGCCAUGGUGAAGGAUCAACAGGAGUUAAAUAUCGGAGUGUUGGACAUUUAUGGAUUUGAAAUUUUCCAAAAAAAUGGAUUUGAACAGUUCUGCAUCAACUUUGUGAAUGAGAAACUCCAGCAGAUAUUCAUCGAGCUGACUCUAAAGGCAGAGCAGGAGGAGUAUGUGCAGGAGGGCAUCAAGUGGACUGCUAUUGAAUACUUCAACAACAAGAUCGUGUGUGAUCUGAUUGAGAGCAAAAGUCCCCCUGGCAUCAUGUGCAUCCUGGAUGACGUGUGUGCCACCAUGCAUGCUGUGGGAGAGGGAGCUGAUCAGACCAUGCUGCAGAAGCUCAGAGUCCAGAUCAACACCCAUGAACACUUCAACAGCUGGAACCAGGGCUUCAUCAUCCACCACUAUGCGGGCAAGGUGUCCUACGAUGCAGAAGGAUUCUGUGAGAGGAACCGAGACGUCCUUUUCAACGACCUUAUUGAGUUGAUGCAGAGCAGUCAAAUCUCCUUCAUCAGAGCACUGUUUCCAGAAAACGUCAACGCUGAAAAGAAAGGUCGACCCACAACUGCAGGCAGCAAAAUAAAGAGACAAGCCAAUGAUUUGGUGAGUACACUGAUGAAAUGUACUCCGCACUACAUCCGGUGCAUCAAACCCAACGAAACCAAGAAGCCCAGAGACUGGGAAGAGAGCCGCGUGAAGCAUCAAGUGGAGUACCUGGGUCUGAAGGAAAAUAUCAGAGUAAGGCGUGCUGGUUACGCCUACCGCAGAGUUUUCAAGAAGUUCCUCAACAGGUACGCCAUCCUGACCAAAGAGUCCUGGCCAACAUGGCGAGGAGAUGAGAAACAAGGCGUCCUUCAUCUCUUACGUUCUGUCAACAUGGACCAGGAUCAGUUCCAGCUCGGUCGCACCAAAGUCUUCGUCAAAGCCCCUGAGUCGCUCUUUCUGCUGGAAGAGACAAGGGAGCGCAAGUUUGACAGUUACGCCAGAACUAUUCAGAGAGCCUGGAGGAAAUACCAGGCCCGCAAGAAGUAUGUCCAGAUGAGAGAAGAAGCCUCUGACCUGCUACUGAACCGGAAGGAGAGGCGACGACACAGCCUCAACAGAAACUUUGUAGGUGAUUACCUGGGUAUGGAUGACAGGCCUGAGCUGCGACAGUUUCUGGCCAAGAGAGAAAAGAUUGAUUUUGCAGACAAAGUCACAAAAUUCGACCGCCGGUUCAAGGGAAUUAAGAGGGACUUGAUCCUGACUCCUAAAUCUGUGUACCUGAUUGGAAGAGAAAAGGUGAAACAAGGACCAGAGAAAGGCCAGGUGACAGAGGUGAUGAAGAGGCGGAUUGAUGUGGAAAAGAUCUUGGCGGUGUCUCUCAGUACAAUGCAGGAUGAUUUCUUGAUCCUGCACGAACAGGAGUACGACAGCCUGCUGGAGUGUGUCUUCAAGACGGAGUUCAUCAGCUUGUUGGCCCGCAGGUUUGAGGAGAAGACACAGAGGAAGCUACCACUCAAGUUUAGUAACACACUGGAGUUGAAGUUGAAGAAGGAGAACUGGGGCUUCUUGAGCGGGGGCGGCUCCCGGCAGGUCAUGUUUGUCCAGGGUCAGGGAAACACGCCUGUCCUGAAGCCCUCAAGCAAAUCUCUGCAGGUCAGCGUUGGCCCGGGACUUCCCAAGAACACACGUCCCACCAGGAAGGGCUUCACUCAGAGCCGCUCUAGUGUUUCCAGGACUCACCAGCACAUCCCCUCACGAGCUGCACCAGGACCUCCAGUUGCUCACCAGAACGGUGGAGUGAAAAACACAAACCACGUAUCCAAUCAGAGGAACUCCCAGCAUCACAACCAGAGACAUCCCUCAUCUGGCAACCAGUCGCGCCCUGUCCUGCCCAGCAACAUCAACCAGCUGAAUGAGCGAGGCAGCAGUCGGCCGCAGCCAAACCUGGACUGUCUGAGAGUCCCUGACCAAGGAGCUGCUGGUAAUGGACACAGACGACCAGCUUCAAAUGGAGGAAUAGCUCACAGACCAUCAGCCACCAGGCCUCCACCAGGAGGAGGACGACCCAAACCUGCACCCAAACCCAAACCCCAGGUGCCUCAGUGCAAGGCCUUGUAUGCCUAUGACGCUCAGGACACGGACGAGCUCAGCUUCAACGCUGAUGACCUUAUUGACAUCAUCAAAGAAGAUGCAUCUGGAUGGUGGACAGGACGACUUCGUGGAAAGCAGGGCCUUUUCCCCAACAACUAUGUCACCAAGGUUUAGACGCUGCCGGUUUACAGCGUGAGGAGAGCCUGCUGCAUCCCUGCUGACCCUCUCAGAGGACGGAAUGGAGCUAACAGCCGGAGAGAGAAUGCUUUGAGGUUUCUCAGGGAGAAAAGCUCACAUUUCCUCCACUACUGGCUUUGUAGUAAAUGAAUGUAACUCUCUGUUACACAAGACCAAAAGACAGACAAAACGAGAAGACUGUCCACAGUCCUUCUGAGUACUGAACAAAACUAUUUAUUGUAUUUAUAGCUUUUUUUUCUGUGUCCUCCUUACCGUCAUUUUUCACCUUGCUGAGAGGUUUCAAACUCAAACAUUUUGAAGGAAUGAAGUAUGCUUAAUCUGUGCGACAAGGCUGUGAUUUUUACUCUUGACGCAUCAUUUUUAGAUGAAGGUUUGAUUGCUGAAGCGAAGGUGGUUGCCGGUGCCACUGUGUCACUGACUCAUUAUUGGGAGCGACUGCUCCAUUCAACCAGGAAUAUUUAUUUGGAUGCAAAACUGUCACUGCUCACAGGACGCAGACAUUUAGUAAUGAAUCACACUGUGAUUUUUUUGCGAUUUUAAAUACCAAAGCAACAUUUUAAUCAGUCUGUGCGGUCAAGUGGUGAAUCACCUGGAAAACCACCUUCAUCUCUUAAGUUUUUUUGUUUUUCUAUCACACCAGUAUAUUCUAGACACAGUUUAGAGGCCACGUAUACUGUAACCUGAGCAUGCUGUCUGUGGUGUAUUAGCACUUUAUUGGUACAGGUACUACCUUGGACACAGACACCGUCAUUUGCUCACGCCACAGCCAGUAAGUCAAGUCUAUGAAGGACAGAUUGCCAAGCUAGCAAUAAGCCUCAUUACUGAGGAGACUAAUUUGUUUACAUUAAAUUCUAAAAACAGGCAUUUUUAGAUCUGAUUCUGUAUAUGUGUUCAUAUGUAGGAGUAUGCCUGUUGCUGGUUUAAAUUAAUUGUUUUGUAUUUUCUCUGAAGGAUCUUAGAAUUCUUUUAUUUUCUCUCACUUUCUCUCUGCUUUUGAUACUCACAGGGCUGCUUUAUUUCCCGUUCGGUGACACAUAGAUAAUUAUCACAGAAUAGGGUGAACAGAUUUUUGUUUUGUCAAGUGCAAAAGUGGUUUUAGGUGGAAGAUAUUUGUUGACAUUUUUACCGUGGCACUACAAAGAUUUCCUUUAGCUUUUUUUGCUCGACUGUUCCUGCACAUCUUUUGCACUGCUGUUGCAUUACUUACACAUUCCUUUGUAUUUUUUUUUAAUCAAAUAACCACAUUAUGCUCUAGUCAGUAAAAAACAGCUGGGACUUCUGUCAUAGAUCUUCUGCAUCAUCAUCAUAUAGUUUGAUCUUGGAUGGUUGAAAAGCAUCCUUGUGCAAUACAAAACCUUAGAUGAGUCUUUUUAAUAAAGUAUGUAAUAUUGUAAAUUGAACUGCUUUAUUUUGUUUUAUUAUAAGAAAACCCAUUAAAUGACCAAUGAACAAG